Messenger RNA from Gossypium raimondii (Peruvian cotton), 3382 nucleotides. RefSeq lists its product as uncharacterized. The coding region runs from base 122 to 3106 and encodes 994 amino acids. Gene Ontology annotation, biological process: mitotic DNA replication checkpoint signaling; regulation of DNA-templated DNA replication initiation; mitotic G2 DNA damage checkpoint signaling. Gene Ontology annotation, molecular function: chromatin binding. The transcript has 3 exons. Lineage: Eukaryota; Viridiplantae; Streptophyta; Magnoliopsida; Malvales; Malvaceae. The record is from RefSeq and is a predicted model, not a curated record. Gene Ontology annotation, cellular component: nucleus.
AUACAUUUUCUUACCCUUUUCUCUACCUUUCUCCAUUGUCUGUGCAAUCAAACUGUGGCUUGAUUUGUGUCUAUUUAUUUUCAACUAAAUAAAAGCUUUGCAGUUUCUUCAUUCUUCAUCAAUGGCGGCUGAAGCCAUAGACCCAUUCCCAAACUACAGCAAAACCCAACGCAUUGUUCUCCUAAUAGACUUAAAUCCACUUCUCCAUCUCCAAGACCCAAAUCCCUAUCUCAAAACCCUCAUUUCUUCCUCCAAAACACUCCUCUCCUUCCCUCCUUUAUCCUCUUCUCUCUUCUCUUUCAAGCCCUUCUUUUCCUCUCUUUCCCCUCUCCUUUCCUCCUCCAAACUCCCAUUUCCUUCCUCUUCUCUCUCUUUCAAUCACUCAGAUUCCACCCUCCACUCCCUCACUCAUUUCCUCACUUCUCUCCCCACCAUAAUUAACAAAGCCUCCUUCCCUUUGUACCCUUCUCGGGCUUUAAAUCUCGCCGCCUCAUUGCGCCAGCUCGUGCAUGAAUACGCCUGGGACCCACUAAUCCCCGAUCCAGUCGUCGGUACGACGUCCAACUCUGGUAACUCCGUUUUGAUUAGGUCUAAUUUGGUAAUUUUGUUAUCUCCAGUUCAUAGGGACCUGAAUUGGGUACGUGAAUUCUUUGACGUGAAAGUGGAUCAUGAAUGUUUGAAUGAUUUGGGUUCUUUUGUUAAGCAGUUUUCUGGGGUUUUCGGGAGUGUCAAUGAUGCGCUUGUUAGUAGGGAUAUUCAUUGUUGCUGGGUUGAUUUAAAGUUUCAGCCUUGGGAAAAUGGUGAUUUAGAGAAUUUGGGGUUUAAGUGUUUGGGGAAUGGGAUUAGGAGUUUAGGUUGGGGAUUUUGUUCUUCGGAUUCUAUUGUUUUAGGUUCUGCAAUUGUUCCUUUUGGUUUGAUUUAUCCCAACAUUGCAGUCUCGUCGAACACUUCUCCUACCUUUGAGUUUAAUGAUGAUUCUGGUAGAAAGAGAAACGCCCAUUUAAGUCUUGAGAUAUUAGAUGCCACUGGGAAACCGUUAGAAUGUAAGUGCUGUGAGCUUGAGUUUGUCAAUUUCAAAAUGUGUACCAGCAAUCAACAAACGAGAGCUGAUAACCAGAAGAAUAGCUCCUUUUUGGAUCAGUAUUUGGGUGGAGUAACCAAAGUACGUGUUAGGGCGCUGAGGAGGUAUGAUGACUGUGAGAAAUUUGAGGGAAGCUUCUUGAAUCCGAUCAUUGUUUGUAAAUCCUUGGGAAAAUCUGGGGAAGAUAAGAAAGAUGAUUCAGGUGAGUUUUAUGCUGAUAGAGUUCUUCAAAUACUUGCAAGGGAUAUGGGUGAACCAUUGGCGAGAAAACCUGUUGGGAUUUGGCUAAUCUUCUUGAGUUUUCUUCAUAGGGAAGGUUACUGGGCAUUGGUAUCUCUUUCGGAUGGCGAUUCCGAUUUGCAUACAGGAAUCCUGAAGCCAUUCACUGUUUUUUCAGCUAUGAUUUGUAUAACCGGUGAUGGGUUCUGCCCUAACAAGUUUUUCGAUUCUAGUAAGGUUGAUUCAGCUGCUGCAAAAAGAGAUGAUGAAAAUUUGAGGCUCCAUGUUGAUUCAAAACAUGCUCUUGUAUUUUCAGAUUCUCAAUCUCAGUCCUCACCUUCCCACAAGUUUGCUGGAAAAAGGAAGAACAAAAUAAAGUCACCCUUGCCUCAUGACCUCACCUGGAGUGCCUUCUGCCAAGCAGCAGUCGAACAUUUAGAGAUAGAUUUAGAAGCAUGUUACUUUUCUAGGGCCUGUAAAUUGAAGAAGUUAAAAUUUCUGAAAUGCUGGAUGAAGCAGGUUCAAAAACGUGGUCAUGUGAGCUUUAAGAUACAAGAGAGUGCCAAGCCAGAUCAGGAUGCUAAAGAAGAAAUCAAUCAUAGACCAAUCGAGUUGCCUCAAGAUAUUGAACAACUGGCAUCUUAUUCUGCAUCAGCUGGAGAAGGUUGCUUGAGAGUUUUAGAUGAUGCUGGUAAUGAUUUUUGUUCACGAACUUUAGAAAAUUUCUUGGAUAGUCUUCCUAAUAAAAUUAAGCAAGGGCUAGAAUCUGGAGAAGUAGAAUUAGGAGCUUUUGCAGAACGGCUCAUGCGCUCAUCUAUUUAUUGGUUAUGUCAAAAGCAUGAAAUUGAAGGCAUUUCAGAAAGUCAAACCUCUCUGGUGCAAACUAGUGAUGCUUGUGCUAGCAAAGCUGCUGUUCAACUAAUCGAACUUUUAUUGAGAGAGCCAAAGGACUUAGCUGCUGUGCAUAAAAGGAGGGAUCAAUCCUCUCAGGCAUCAGAUUCAAGGUCUACUGAAUCUGCUUCAGCUAAUGUAGUUAGAGAAUACGAAUUGCAAAUUUUGUUUCGCAUGGAGAUUCUUCAGUCUGAAGUUGGUGCAAUUAUUGAGGAGCCUAUGAAGCAGAAAUUUGUAAAACAAAUUUGCUCGCUACUGGAGUCUAUUCAGUGCCAUCUUGAUGGUGGCUUUUUUGGUGAUUGGAGGCUUGACAAGUAUGUGGAAAAAAUCAUAAAGAGCAGGUAUUAUCUCUCUCUUGGAGAUGUUGUUGAUAGAAUCUAUAGGAAGAUGGACUUGUUACUGUUUGAUGAUGAGGAUGAAUUGCUAAAUCAUCUACUGAACAGCGAGGACAGUAACCGUUCCUGGAAAGAAAAACCUGAGGAAGAUGUACACUCCAGAAAUCAUGAACCAGUUUCAAUAGAAGAGGAGUCCCCCCAACUGCAGAAAUAUGAUAACAAAAGAAUUCUCCAAGUAAUGAGGACCGAGGAGCAUGAACUGAAACUGAUUCAGGCUCAGGAGAUGAGGGAGAGGGCUCGGCGUUUCUCGUCUUUUACAAGUUGGAUGCCAGAUUUACAGAGAGUUUGGGCUCCAAAGCAGCCGAAGGCAAUGAAAUCCAAGUCAGAUAAUCUUCGGAAACUAUCAAAAAGGAAGAGUCGCAGCAAGGCAAGCUAUGACAUGGUAUGUGAGACCCCAAUGACAGAAAAGAAGCGGUCAAGCACCUGCAGAACCACCACCGAUGACAAAGAUGACUGUGGAGACUGCAGAGCGCACCCUCAUGGUCCUGUCUCAAAGGCUUUGUUCCAAGAUGAUAUGUAAUAAGAAUAACGGUUUCUCACCAGCAGCUGACAUAAUGCCUUUUAACAAAGUAGAAGGAAGUUGCUUGGUGCCAUGAAUACACCGUUUAACAUUGCAAAAUAUUUAACCAGACUGAUAUGAUCUUAAUCAGUCUCUGAUUGUUUGUGAAGUAGUUAUAACUAGGUUUUAUUAUUCAAAUGGUUAAUUUCAUGUAAACUUACAACUUUAAACGUUAAGUAAGAUGCCCAUUCUUUUUUCCCGCUACUGAGGAAUAAGAGUUUUUUCUUCUUCUUAUUA